UAUGUUGGAGUCCUAAAUGCAGCCUUCAUACGCACGAGUGUUUGUGGAGACUGUGCAAUCGGCAGGAAAAAGCGUGGGACACAAACCUCUGCUGCGUUCAUCAUUGCUGUCUUGGAGGAAGGAUUUUUGGGAGCUAAGGCACAAGGUUUCAGAUGGUCUCCAGUUUCUCAGAGAGCAACAGAAAAGCAGAAGGAUCUCCUGGUCUCUCGCCUUGCUCCCGAGCUUCCCAGGACGUGGUGCACUUCAAAGCUGAAGGAGCAUCUUUAAUCUGGCUCCUAGGACCUGGACCUAGAUUUAGGCUGCUUGUUAAAUACUCUGUGGCUUUCUAACAGGUGACUUCAGAGCCUUGUAGAAAAGCCCUGAGCCACCUCGUAGGUGUGAUGUUGAUUUUGUGGCAUCAUGAAAAGGCAGAUGGGCUACAUGGAGGAGCCUGGGCCAGACAGAGAGCCCUAGCACCCAUCCACUGCCAGUUCAUCCACAAGAGCUUUCUAAGACUUUGGGGGAGCCAUAGCUUCAUACUUGGACCGCCAGGGAGGCCCAAAGGGUUGCUCUGCCAGGACAUUAGGGAUAGGAAGGAAUGGGCAGAUGUCGAACCCGUCCCUCAGAAUGAUGGGCCAAAUCCUGUUGUUCAGAUCAUCUACAGUGAAAAAUUUCGAGAUGUCUAUGAUUACUUCCGGGCUGUUCUGCAGCGGGAUGAGAGAAGCGAAAGAGCUUUCAAGCUAACAGCAGAUGCCAUUGAGCUCAAUGCUGCAAACUACACAGUAUGGCAUUUCCGGAGAGUCCUCCUGCAGUCUUUGGGAAAGGAUCUCCGUGAGGAACUUAAGUAUAUUACAGCUAUCAUUGAAGAUCAGCCAAAGAACUACCAAGUCUGGCAUCACAGACGGGUGUUGGUGGAGUGGCUGCAGGACCCGUCCCAAGAGCUUGAGUUCAUAGCUGACAUUCUUAACCAAGAUGCCAAAAAUUACCAUGCGUGGCAACACAGACAAUGGGUUAUUCAGGAGUUCAAGUUAUGGGACAAUGAACUGGAAUAUGUGGACCAGCUUUUGAGGGAAGAUGUGAGAAACAACUCUGUUUGGAACCAACGGCACUUCGUCAUUUUCAACACCACCGGCUAUGAUGAUCCAGCAGUCCUAGACAGAGAAGUCCAAUACACUCUUGAGAUGAUCACAGCGGUGCCACAUAAUGAGAGCGCUUGGAACUAUUUAAAAGGGAUUCUGCAGGAUCGUGGUCUUUCUAAGUAUCCAAAUCUGUUAGAGCAACUGUUGAAUUUACAGCCCAGCCACAGUUCUCCUUAUCUGAUUGCCUUUCUUGUGGACAUAUAUGAAGAUAUGCUUGAAAACCAGUGUGAUAACAAGGAAGAAACACUGAAGAAGGCAUUGGAGUUAUGUGAAAUUCUGGCUAAAGAAAAAGACACUAUCCGAAAGGAAUACUGGAAAUACAUUGGAAGGUCCCUUAAGAACAAGCACAGCUCAGGCACUGAACAGAGCACACUGGCAGACAAGCAGCAGUAACUGAACAUGGAAGAAAACAGUGUUAAGCUCUCAAGCUGUUCUAAAGCGGUACAAAGUAGGGUCAUCAACUGAUCUAAAAUCCAGUGUAGUAUUCCCCUGGUGAAGAGGUUUUGCAAUGAAAGAGGAGUGCAGAGUGCUGUAUAGUCUUGGGUUGCUGCAGCUACUGGUGAUAGCUCUAGGUGCCGUCAAGAAAUGUAUUAAGGCUGUUACUGAAAUGUACCAAAUAAAGGGUUUAUUUCCUAACAAUAAAUACAUAAAGCUGUACCUACUAUUUAUAAGGCACUAAACCAAUUUCUCAUGUCCUGGCUUAUCCAGUUGACGUUCCUAACACAGUCAUGUCAGAUGCUGCAGUAAUGACUGCAGGUAACUUAGCUGUAGUGGGUAUGAAGUAACCUACUUCUGGUUAGUGCAAGCUGCAGUUGUUGCCUGAUGGGGGAGCAGCUAUGCAACACUGACAGCACAUGCUAUUGUAUGCAACUAACUCCAAGUGUCAUUUUGUAAUAAAAAUACGUAACUUAAAGCAUUUGUCUGAAAUUUUCUAGUGUGUUUCUUUUGGUCUUCAGAUGCACAGAGUCUCUUCAAUGCUAAUAGAGAUAAGAUAUCCCCUUUUAGAGAUAUGGGAUUCUAUUGCAUUGAGGUGUCUUUUGCACUGGAGUAUUCUCAUCCCAGAAACUUUCAGUACCCUUGAUGUAUUCAGUGGAGCCUUAAAUUCUUACCUGCACACUCAGGAAAAAUGCUUUGAGGACCCUAGAAGAUCUGCUUAGUUUUCUCUUGGAAUUCUGUUCAGGCAGUCAAAAAUCUGAUUUUUUAUCUUUUUUUUUCUUCACCCUUUGUAACCAGACCAAACUGAAGUCAUAGGUCAGAAGCAUUGUCAGAAGCAACUGGUUAUGUUGUGUAGCUUUGCUGACCUGGAAGGGAAGGAAUGGUUUUAGCGGGGACCUAUUCGCAUUAAAUGUCUUAACCUUGUUGCUCCUAUAGGCUUUUCAUAUCUUUUUCCAUAUAUAUUCAGCCAAGAAGUAUUUUUCCUCCCUUUUGUGAAAGAUAGAAGGCACCUGCAGUACAGGACUGCAAAGUAUGUGUGUACCCAUACAAGAAGACCGCUGCAUCUGUCCUGUUUUCAGUAAAUGGCCAUUGUAAACUGUGUUCUUACCAUAGAUUGCUUGUCUGGUAUGAAAUACUUUCUUGGGAAAGGGAACAAAUAAAUACUAGUAUUUAUUCCAUAAUAUGCUCAGUCUGUCUGAUACUAAACAUUAAAAGCUGUUGCUGUAAUUAAACCAUAGUGG
This is a messenger RNA of Egretta garzetta (little egret), 2794 nucleotides long. It is a transcript of the gene FNTA, whose product is annotated as farnesyltransferase, CAAX box, alpha. The transcript is spliced from 9 exons. NCBI's taxonomy places the organism in Eukaryota, Metazoa, Chordata, Aves, Pelecaniformes, Ardeidae. Gene Ontology annotation, biological process: protein farnesylation; protein geranylgeranylation. The record is from RefSeq and is a predicted model, not a curated record. Bases 381 to 1511 code for a protein of 376 amino acids. Gene Ontology annotation, molecular function: protein farnesyltransferase activity; CAAX-protein geranylgeranyltransferase activity. Gene Ontology annotation, cellular component: cytoplasm; protein farnesyltransferase complex; CAAX-protein geranylgeranyltransferase complex.